AUGCCNAAUGGCUCUCUCACCAUGCGGCAGUGCAUCUUAAAAAUUGGAAGGACACAAGGCAUUCCGGGCUUUUACAAGGGCAUCACUGCCUCCUACUACGGGAUAUCAGAGACAAUGAUCCACUUUGUGAUCUACGAAUACGUUAAACGAUACCUAGUCGAGUAUGGCGGGAGCACGCUGGCGGAAGACAGGACUUUCUCAGACUUCUUCAGGUUCAUGGCUGCCGGCGCGAUUUCCAAGACCAUUGCUUCCUGUAUUGCAUAUCCACACGAAGUUGCCAGGACGCGACUGAGAGAAGAAGGCAACAAGUAUAAAUCGUUCUUCCAGACGCUAGGCACGGUGCUACGUGAAGAGGGUCGGCGCGGUCUGUACCGCGGCCUCGGAACGCAACUCGUCCGCCAAAUUCCAAACACCGCCGUCAUGAUGUCAACGUAUGAGGCCACAGUGUACGUCUUGACGAAAUUCUGUGGCAACGGUUACCAUGACGACGAUGAUUAUGAUAAUGAUUGAAGGACGCAUGCGCGAAGGAAGGGGUGUGAAGUAAAAGGGGAGAGUAUGUUCGAAAUCCAUUUCAGUUUCCGGCGUUUGUCGAGAAUUGUCGAGAAAUUCUGCUGAGGAGAGGACAUGAAAUGGGUGCUGUUAGUUCAUCGAAGCAUUGCUGCUGAUGACCGUCUUGGAAAGUCUAUAAGGACGGAAGUCUCUACGCCUGUCAAUAAGAUUCAUAUAGAGUCGAUACGGUCAAUAAGGUUCAUAUAUAGAAUGGAUAUUGUCAAUAAGAUUCAUAUAGAGCCCAUACACGUGUUUUACAGCAUAUUGUUCUAUCAUUUAUUUUAUUUGGUUGUUUAUUUAUUUAUUUGGUUUAUUUUAUACAAGUAUGUUUAAAGUAAAAAAAAAGUUUUGUAUCUUUGAAAUGUGCUGGAAGUGACAGCGGUCAACAAAAAAACCUUCUUCCAUAUUUUUCUACUUAAAAUACGUAAGGCUGUGUUCAUGUUCUUGCAUAAUUGUGAUUAUUUAUUUUAAAGCAAAAUUUUACUGAAAGUUAUUUUUACUACGUUUUGUUUACAGAAAAUCUGUACAUUGUUUCACUUGCAGUGUUUUCUUGCCAAAAAUA
This is a messenger RNA of Lingula anatina, 1111 nucleotides long. Its product is annotated as mitochondrial carrier protein Rim2-like. NCBI's taxonomy places the organism in Eukaryota, Metazoa, Brachiopoda, Lingulata, Lingulida, Lingulidae. The record is from RefSeq and is a predicted model, not a curated record.